Molecule: messenger RNA, 819 nt
Organism: Spizellomyces punctatus DAOM BR117
Lineage: Eukaryota; Fungi; Chytridiomycota; Chytridiomycetes; Spizellomycetales; Spizellomycetaceae
Exons: 3
Coding region: 1-522 (173 amino acids)
Source: RefSeq, a predicted model, not a curated record
AUGUCAUUUUUGCAUAAACUGUGUCCAUGUCUGGGCUCAAGAGGAUCCAAGGAGAGUGUUCACCCAGUGCAGGAAAAACAAGGCAAUGAAAAAGAGACAAAAAGUGAAAUGAAAAUAGUUGAUGUGCCGGUUGAUGAUAAUCAGGUGGUCAAGGCAGAGCUCACGAUGACAGAUGAACAUUUGGUGGUUGACGAAGACUUCGAUGAGCAUAUUGAUGCACCAAUCUUGGAGUCAUCAAAGGUGGAGCCACCAUUACAACCCACCACCCGCUCAACACAUGGAUCAACAAACGCACUUGACCAAUCCCCCGACGGACCACCCCGCUCCAAAGCAGCCUUUACAGACGACCCAUCUGAACCAAGUAUAGGUGUCCGAGGGCUCCUAAAUCGCUCUCGAAUCAAGAAGGAGACAGUGGAGGUAAUGGACGUUGGGAUUUCUGAUAAGGAGGAUACUCUAGAGAGGAGGGAAGGACAAGCAGAGACUGUAAAGAUGGUGCACCCGUUUGAGGUGGAGGAGCUGUGAGAUUUUAUAAAGAGCAGUCCCGUUAACCGCUGCUUCAAAUACACUUUUCGCGCCAACUUUCGUUCUUGAUCAUACACCCUGACGAACCGAUCCAAUCCUACCACUACUACCGAAUCUUUUGAUGCGCUGAUGCUUGUGAUGGCUCCUGGCGACACUGGGAACUUUCCAACCAGCUUGGCUGUUUUUGUGUGCGGGUCCAGGGUGUAGUCGAGAAGAUGCCCGGUUGUAUCGGAUACAAUGGUUUGGAUGCUGUUUCCGUUUUCGUAAAAACCAAGGCUUUUGAGAGGAGACUCGCCC